Molecule: messenger RNA, 2974 nt
Organism: Tachysurus vachellii
Lineage: Eukaryota; Metazoa; Chordata; Actinopteri; Siluriformes; Bagridae
Product: actin-binding protein WASF3
Exons: 9
Coding region: 155-1666 (503 amino acids)
Biological process (GO): actin cytoskeleton organization; positive regulation of Arp2/3 complex-mediated actin nucleation
Cellular component (GO): cytoskeleton
Molecular function (GO): protein kinase A regulatory subunit binding; Arp2/3 complex binding; actin binding
Source: RefSeq, a predicted model, not a curated record
CCUCUGAUCUCCUCCUCAUCCUCAGCACCGUCUCCAUAAACCACACCAUCACCAUGGCGCAGGACUGUACAGGCGACGGCUCGUGAGUUGUAUGUAACCCAACAGCUGUGAAUAAGACCAGAGAGGGAGGAGAGCGUCAGUGCUGCAGGCAGCCAUGCCACUGGUGAAGCGGAGCAUUGAGCCCAGGCACCUGUGUCGAGGAGCGCUGCCGGAAGGUGUGACCAGUGAGCUGGAGUGUGUGACCAACAGCACUCUUGCUGCCAUUAUCAAACAGUUGGGUGGACUGAGCAGACAUGCCGAGGAUAUCUUUGGAGAGCUGUUUAAUGAAGCUAACAGCUUCUACAUGCGUAUGAACAGCCUGCAGGAGAAGGUGGAUCUUCUGGCAGUGAAGGUCACGCAGCUCGACUCCACAGUUGAAGAAGUGUCUCUGCAGGACAUCAACAUGAGGAAGGCAUUCAAGAGCUCCACCAUUCAGGACCAGCAGGUAGUCUCCAGAAACUCCAUCCUCAACUCAGUGAUGGAGAUGUAUCAGCGCUGUGACAAGCCUCCUCCUCUCAACAUCCUCACUCCAUACAGAGAUGACAAGAAGGACGGUCUCAAGUUUUAUACAGAUCCCUCGUACUUCUUCAACCUAUGGAAGGAGAAAAUGCUGCAGGCCACAGAGAACAAGAGAAAGGAAAAGAGAAGGCAGAAGCAAGAGCAGAAACACCUUGAAGAUCCGACUCGUGAGGUGAAGAAAGUACGUAAGGCUCGAAACCGGCGGCAGGAGUGGAACAUGAUGGCUUAUGACAAGGAGUUCCGUCCAGACACUCGCCUCACGCCAUCUCCGUACCACGGCAUCUCGUCUGAAGGUUCCUUAUCUCCAGACAGGUCUGGAAUGUCGGAUGAGCACUCGUACCCCACCAGCCCCAACCACCCUCAGGAUGCAGGUGGAGCAGGAGGUGAUAUAAAGGAGACCGGACCCACCCAGACUCAGUCACUGGACCGUGUGUAUCGACCCCCUGCCUCUGCCUCUGCCAGCGCACGUCAGCACUCUUUGGGCCGUGUGCAGCAGCAUCAUGGAGCCCUGCCCCUUGACCCCUCCCUUAAUGGCCCCAGACCUUCUGCUGCCAAAGAUUACAGUGGCCAUCAAAUGCAGGAACAUUUUAUUCCUCCUGCUCCUCCUCCUCCUCCCCCAAUAAUCCCUUCGGCUCAGACAGCCUUCGACAGCACUGCUGUUCCUCCGGCUCUGGCCCCGGGGACGGUGUCGGCUCUCUCUCGUUCCUACAGCCCAUCUCCUCCACCUGCACCACCCUCAGCUUAUGUCUCGUCUCCUUCCCACCCUGUGAGCAGUGGAGGUCCGCCAGUUGCCCCGCCCCCUCCACCUCCAGGCCCCCCCACACAUGCUCCAUCCCCUGCCAGAGCUGCUGCUCAUCCAUCCGGAGAGGGCACGCUGCCCAGGAAGGGCACAGUGCCCCUGAUACCCAUAAGUGACGCUCGCAGCGACCUGCUGGCUGCCAUCCGCAGAGGCAUCCAGCUUCGUAAAGUCCAGGAGCAGAGAGAGCAGGAGGCAAAGAAGGAGCCGGUGGGUAACGAUGUGGCCACCAUUUUGUCUCGCCGCAUCGCUGUAGAGUACAGUGAGUCAGACGAGGACUCGGAGCCGGAGGAGAACGAAUGGUCUGACUGAGGAGAUAAACUGAUCCAUCACAUACUGUACACACUGCUGCUAUUUUCCUGCACCAGAACACACACUUUCCUUAGACAGACAGACAGACAGACAGACAGACCGACCGACCAACCGACCAACCGACCGACAGACAGACAGACAGACAGACAGACCGACCGACCGACCGCCCGACAGACAGACAGAUUUAUUUUUAAUUAUACAUAGCUUGAAAAAAUUGCAAUGUUAAAGCAGGACUGAGUGACAGGAAAAAAGGGAACAUACAAUAGAAAGAAAUUGUGGAAAAGCAGAAAAAAUUUAAGGAUGGAAGGAAUGAGAGUGAGGGAUAGAAUAAGUAGGAAAAAGAAGUUGGUCAUGUUUACAUUGUAUAUAAACACAAAACUCUAUCAUACAGUGUGAACUUCAUUCUACAAUACACUUAUGUAGUAUGUUUGUUCCUUCAACGUUGUUCAAAGUUGCCAAGAAAUUUUUUCGUGGGUUUUUGAUUAGGAUUUUUGAUAUUUGUCCAGAGAAUUAUUAUGAAGGUGUAACCCAAUUCUUUACAGUCUUAACCAAAAACAUCCUUUUAGCAGUGAUACAUUCUGUAUACUGUAUAGAAACACAGGUGUAUGAGCUUUAUAAAAAGAUAAAAAGCAUAAUAUAGCACUGCUUCCACUUCACAUCUCUCCAGAAGUCUCUGCAUAUGUGCGCUUAGUAUAUUAUUAUUAUUAUUAUUAUUAUUAUUAUUAUUAUUAUUAUUAUUAUUAUAACAGUUACUAACAGUGAGAUCCAUGGACAUCCAACACGUUCCACAACUCAGUCAUCAGGUAUUUAAAUGAUCACUUUGUUUAAUUGUUGACAGUGUUGUGGUGAGUAUUGAUGCUAACUUAGUGACUUGUUUAUCUGUUUAAUGGAACUCAUGACCUGUUCUUCUUUCUUUCAGUGAUACUAAUUAUCAAAGAAAGUGUUAAGUAAUGGAGUGUGUAUAGAGAAGACUGAGGAGGUGUGUGUGUGUGUGUGUGUGUGUGUGUGUGUGUGUGUGUGUCUGAGUUGGAAAAGAUUGAGUUAUUAAAGUCUAUAGUGUAUGUUAUUUGAUAUCUGUUCCAAAGUUCCAGAUGUUAGAUGUAUACAUUAAUAGUCCUGCAGCUGGAUUCAGCUCAGCUGAUGCUCUGUUGUGAUCCAUCCUUAUCAGAUGUAAUUUAUAACAACAUUAUUAAUGUGUUUUACACUUUAUUGUAUAGAUUUUUGUAACAAUGCUUGUAAGAUGAAUUUGGGUAUCUAAGUAUAUAAUGUUAUAUUUAUCACAUGAAACAAAUACAGAUCAUAUGCAUG